CCCGCGUUAAAGGUAACCGUUUUUCUCCAUUUUCUCCAUUUUUUCUCCCUUUUCUUCCCAGCCAGCCCCCAACAAUUUGUUAAUAUUAUUCUCCUUAUUACGGCUCCGAGCGUUGCAGGGCUUACAACAAACCCUGGACCUGGACUAGGUACUUGGUGCUAGUCCGCGCCCCUUCAUCGCCGAUAUUUAUUAUUACCUCUCCCUCUGCCUCUUCCUCCCGAUUCUAUUCUUGUCCUUUUUACCCACCUAUUCACCCCAGAGUCACAGUUUAGACAUCCCGCUCUAGGAACGGCGGGGGAUUUGGAAUCACAUAAGGCAGCCUGGUGCAGCCCUGACUAUCGAAACUGCCACCAUUUUCUGACACUUCAGAAUAACUCACCAACCUUACCGGCCUUACCUUAUUCUACAUACCUUCUUCAGUUGUUGUGUAUACGUCACUUGAACGCGUCGCGAGCAUCUCCUCUCUCCCUCGCGACAUUGUGUUUAAUCAUCAGCAUCACCAUCAUCGCCCAUGUCGCGACGUAAUUCGUGUGUAUCUGACGACAGCAGAAGAUCACGAAGUAGACCGGUGUCGCAACAGAGCCACAGAUCUCCGCAUUCGCAACCGCGUUCACCGCAUCAAUCCUCCUACAAUAAAUCAUCAGAUAAGCUUGCAACCUCGCAGGCGCAUAAACCCUCACCUCUCAAGAUGGUUACUACCACUACUACGGCCUCACAUGCUCCGGCCGACGACGCUCUGCAUUACUAUUUGCCCGAUACGAACGCGCAAGAAAUCGAGUUCCAAAAACAGGUGUGGUUGGAACCGAUAGUCAUAGACGAUGACGACCUUAUGUUUGGAGGGAAAAGCCUAAGCGCGUGGUACGAGGAAGAGAGAAAGUCGGUGAGCUUCCCUGCCGAGGAGGAGCAGCGAGGUCGCCAAAGGGUGCGACAGCACUAUUCCCAUUCGCAACAGCAUCAUCAUCAUCACCAUCAUCACCACAACCAGCAUCAUCGCCACAACGCAAAUCCGACCGGCGCGUCGGGGGGUCACGAGCAUGGCAAGCACUAAACGAACGACGAAUGAAAUUCCGAAGCGCGAGGAUUGCCGAGCAGUCCUUUGUUUCUUUUACGAGAUACCCAAUACAGCAUUUGUAUAACCGCAUCGGCGGCUGUAGAAUCGUCAUUAUUAUUUUUUUCGCGCGCAUUAUUCAUCACGUCGAUAUAAGGAACACGAGCAUCAUUUACAAACGAACGCAUUAGAUAUACCGCAUUGGCACCCCACUGGACAACUGGACAACUGGAAUUUUUACAGCCUUGCAGAGAUAUAACGGGAUUUUCAUUAGACAACCAUUUUUAGAUAGGCCGCAUCCUCUUUUCCCUUCCGUUCGCGGACGAGCCUUCAUCAAAGGUUGGGAGAGAUCUGCAUUGGGCUAGGCGUUUUGAUCGUCUUAAAUUUUUUUCUGCAUUUUCGGGGCCGGGCGAAAUUGGACGUGCAGUAUCUGAGACUUCUCGGGUGUCUCCGGGGCUGGGAUACGCGAAGCAUAAUGGCCUGGCUAGGCAACCCAUCUCUGCUUUAUUAUCUCGGGGGAACUUUUCCGAUAACGUAGGACGAUUAAUUACAGAAUACGCUGGGAAGACGCGGUCUCAAUGAUGACGGGGAAACGCAGCUUUCCCAAAGAUAUCAAUAUCAAUAACAACAUUCAAAUCAU
Molecule: messenger RNA, 1688 nt
Organism: Annulohypoxylon truncatum
Lineage: Eukaryota; Fungi; Ascomycota; Sordariomycetes; Xylariales; Hypoxylaceae
Exons: 2
Coding region: 512-1048 (178 amino acids)
Source: RefSeq, a predicted model, not a curated record